AAUAAUGUCGUUAUCGACAUACCAAUUUACAUCAAAUAUGGCUGCGUCCAUAACGAUUUGACGUGCAUAAUUAUUCAUUUGUGACGAAUACUACAAAGAAACAAUGUUCGUUCCGAGAGACAACAAACCCAUAGACUUUAAAGGGUUUACACUCAUAUAUCCCGCCCUGUCUGUCGGCAAUGUAGCCCAGUUGAUGGCUGAUCUCCUUAUCUCCACAAUGACCAUGCACAAAGUUGGCUACAUCCAGCACCCCAGUCUCAUCCCACUUGUUGGUAACGAUCCGUAUGCACAUCCUAGUGCAACCACUUGCAAGGUGGUCACCUGCUGUGAAGUAUAUGACAGUGUGGAGCACAACGUAGUGAUUGUUCAGCAACGCUCUCCUUUCAUAAAGGGUAGAAGAAAUGCAUACAAGAAAUGGUUAGCUCAGUGGAUUCGGGAAUGCGGAUUCAGCAAAGUUGUUAUAGCAACAAGCAGCUCUGCAGAUGAGAGGCUGGACACACAGAUAACAGGGCCACAGUUCAGAUUUGUUGCUUCGGAUAAAAUAGAAGCAGACUACGGAGAAAUGUUCCGAAACUUUUAUGAGUGGGAUGAGUUAGAACGGCGUCAAACCUUUCCAGCCCCAUCUGUGUUGGAGGCAGGGGAUAGGGGCCAGGGACAGCUGUACAUACCUGGCGGAGGCAUUGCCAUGGCACUCUUUAACGACCUGUGUAGUGAUACACCGGUGGUGUUGUUACUCAUGUUCUGCUCAGAAGGGGACAAUAUACCAGAAGCUAUAGAGCUGACUAAUAGGAUCAACAGAUGGCUUGGGCUCAUACUGUUCCAUGUAAGUGAAUCUUGAUGCCAUUCACUUGGGCUCAUACUGUUCCAUUCUCGGUCCAUUGCGGAUGCCAGCGAUGUGGGAGUUGUGAAAUACACUCAGUGGAAAAUCCCUGUGUCAUGGAAACUGUUCUUUGGAAGUCGCUUUGACCAGACAUUGUUCCACUAACAGAAUUUUAACUGUGAACUCUGGAAGAUUAUUAGCUUUUUUUACAGACUUCAAAACAUGACAUGCAGUGAAAAAUGUUUGGUUUUUAACACAUUAAGACUUGGCUGAAUUUGAAUCUGAGUUACGGAUGUUCAGUAACUAAGUUACUUGUCAAAUCUUCUACUCUAGAAGGCUCCAGUAUGAAUAAAUCUGGAUUAAACUUGUUAAGAAUGUGUAUCUUGAUAUUAAUAUUGACGAUUGGUUUUGCCUUAACUCGGGUGAGCACUUUUGAGUCAGCAUUGCCUUCUUUUUAUGCAUAUAGCAGUUGAACUGUCCGUCAGUCUGUGUGUCUGUCCCAAAACUUUAACAUUGGCCAUUACUUUUGAAAUAUUGAAGAUAGCAACUUGAUAUUUGGCCUGCAUGUGUAUCUCAUGGAGCUUCACAUUUUGAGUGGUGAAAGGUCAAGGUGAAUUUCAUCUUUCAUGGUCAAAGGUCAAAUAUAUGGCUUCAAAGCGGUGCAGUAGGGGGCAUUGUGUUUCUGACAAACACAUCCAUUGUUAAGUUACAUAUUGCAUAUAAUUGUUAUAUGAUUUUACUGUUGUAUUUUGUAGAAUAAAAUUCAGUUACCAC
Molecule: messenger RNA, 1594 nt
Organism: Dreissena polymorpha
Lineage: Eukaryota; Metazoa; Mollusca; Bivalvia; Myida; Dreissenidae
Product: proteasome assembly chaperone 2-like
Exons: 7
Coding region: 104-838 (244 amino acids)
Biological process (GO): proteasome assembly
Cellular component (GO): cytosol; nucleus
Source: RefSeq, a predicted model, not a curated record